This is a messenger RNA of Acyrthosiphon pisum (pea aphid), 842 nucleotides long. RefSeq lists its product as uncharacterized. The record is from RefSeq and is a predicted model, not a curated record. The coding region runs from base 93 to 701 and encodes 202 amino acids. The transcript has 3 exons. NCBI's taxonomy places the organism in Eukaryota, Metazoa, Arthropoda, Insecta, Hemiptera, Aphididae.
UAUCAUUUUAUAUAUAGAGGUGGGUUACGAUGUAACGACAGGCAUUCAUGUAGUUUUAUUCAAAGAAUUAGUUUGCUCUAAAGACAAUUAUUAUGAUGUACUCAUUCCCAAUGUUUUACAUGCUUGUUAUAACUGCGAUGGUCACAACUGCCGAUGGACAGAUAAACCGUUACAUAAAUCCUACAUGGCUGGAAAUGGAUGCUAACAGUGAAUACUAUCCUGGUGGCGAAGUAAUUAGUCAAAUUCUUCAAGCUUACGGUUUAGGAGAUAGUUAUGGACCUUCGCGACUUAGAUCAUCCGUUCUUGAUCGGAAUGGUUACGGGAGAUCUUAUCCAAGAAACCGAAUUAUAAACAAUUUGAACAAUGCAUAUGAUUCAGAUCCUUUACUAACUCAGGAAUACGUUGAUCGUAAUUACGAUUAUGUGGACAACACAAUCAGGGGUUCUAACCUUAGGUAUAGGAAUGGUUUGGUCGAUAUUCCUCGGAGAACUAGGAUUAAUAUGGUUUCUGCGCCGAGGACUACUUAUUACUCAGCUGAUUACUUAGACCGAGAUCCUCCAUCACUAUCUUACUCUAGGUCAAGAUCAGUAAUCGGAGAUCCGUCCAUAUCGCAGGAAUUAUUAGUACGUGGACGAGAAACAUCAAGACUUAUCCCAAGAUCCACUGUGGCAACCGAAACCAACGAAAAACGCAAAAUGUAGCAAGUUUUCAUACGUUUAAAUACAAUAUAUUAUAUUAUAUUAUAUAUAAUAAGUCCAGUAAUAACUAAUAUCUUGUAUGAUGUGUGGCUUGUAAAAAAAUUCAAUUAAAAUCGAGUAUUUUGACUCUAGAAUACCUGUUCU